Hirundo rustica (Barn swallow) is the source of this 1474-nucleotide messenger RNA. Its product is annotated as ras-related protein Rab-10-like. The record is from RefSeq and is a predicted model, not a curated record. The transcript is spliced from 6 exons. Gene Ontology annotation, biological process: cellular response to insulin stimulus. Gene Ontology annotation, molecular function: GTP binding; GTPase activity. Bases 1 to 645 code for a protein of 214 amino acids. Lineage: Eukaryota; Metazoa; Chordata; Aves; Passeriformes; Hirundinidae. Gene Ontology annotation, cellular component: Golgi apparatus; recycling endosome; insulin-responsive compartment.
AUGGCGGGGCUGGGGCCGGGGAAGGGGCCGGGCGGCGCGGCUGAGCCGCGGCCGCUGCUGGUGAAAAUCGUGAUGGCCGGAGAGUCCUGCGUGGGGAAGACCUCCAUCGUGCGCAGGUACACGGAGCCCGGCUCGCCUCCCGCCGGCUCUCCCGCCACUUCGUACAUGGCCACGAUCGGCAUUGAUUUUAAAGUGAAGCCAGUAAUGUUUAAUGAUACAAGAGUGAAACUUCAAAUAUGGGAUACUGCUGGCCAGGAACGGUUCCAUACACUUAGUACCAGCUAUUUCCGUGGUGCACAAGGCUUUGUUCUCGUGUAUGACAUCACAAAUCUCAAGAGUUUUCAAAGUAUAACAAUCUGGAUGAACGACAUAUAUGAGAAAGCAGGUGAUGAAGUGGACGUAAUACUGUUGGGCAACAAGUGUGAUAAGGAGUCAGAACGGGUAGUUCCAAAACAGAAAGGAGAAAAGCUUGCAUGGGAAUAUGGAAUGCCAUUUUUUGAGACCAGUGCUAAAGAAAAUGUGAACAUUGAGCACGCAUUCUCAGUCUUGACUAAGGAAAUCCUGGAAAAGAAAACCUGUGUAUUGCAUGACUUAGAUGUUGUGUCUCUAAAUGAAACUAAGAAGAGAACCUGCUGUGCAUUCUGAAAUACCGUUUCUUAUUCCAUUUUCUCUUCAGGAAAUAUCAAGUGUUACAAAGGAACACACAAGAUUUUAAAAGUGAGCCUGUAAUCCAAAAACACAGUGUUUAGGCAUCCUUUUUAUUGCACAGACUUUGUUGCCAAAUUUUUUUAUAUGUUUAUAUUAUAUUUUUGUAUUUUUAAUGUGAAGAUAAAACAGUUAUUUGAUUUUGGAAUUAUUAGAUGCAUCACAGGGUGACAGUGCUUGAGUGCAAAUGUUUGCAGAAAUGAAGUCUAAGUGUACUAAUUUCUGUUAUUAAAAAACACCCUUCGCUUUUUUUGUGUAUGUUAUUUAUACCAGAUUUGUAAUAAAAUGAACAUUGACAUCAUCACACAAGCAACCUUCUGAUAUAUGAAAUCAUAUAACAUCUGUAUAAGUACCUGAUGCUUACUGCAAUCCCGUUAAGACAAGUCUCAGAGAAUUUUUGGCUAGGUUUCUUCUAUACCUGUUUCAGACACAUAUGGGCUACUUCAAUACUCUUGAAUAGGGACUCUGCAAAGGUGUUGUCUGAGAGAAAGGCAUAAACCUUAUAAAGACUGGUGUCAUAGAAUGGUUUGGUUUGGAAGAGAGCUUGAGGAUCAUCUAGUUCCAACUUCCCUAAUAUGGGCAGGGUAUGUUGCUGGACCUUUCCAGAAUUCAGAAAACAUGGAACAACAGAAUACAUCCAGUAAUAACAAUGUUCCUGUUAUUUAAAUUUCAUAAUUCCUUAAAAUAGUUUAUGCAGGUGUUCGCAGCAUACCUGCAUUUUCAAAUGUUCUUUUUGUCACAAAUUAUCACAAUAAAAGGCUUUCUUCGA